AUGGCUAAUAAAAAGGAUCUCCUCUUACUCUUUGAUCGUCCUCAAGAACCAGUAUUUCUUCAUAAAGGCGAUGAUAAGGCUGUGUUUGAGGUUCCUGAUAAUUUUUUGUCUGAACGUUAUCGUCCAAUUGGUAACACGUUAACAACUCGUUUUGGUGGAGAAGCGAACAGAAAAAUUGCAGUAAAGGAGAUAAGUAUUCCUGAUUUAAAAAUUCCCAUGACUGUAGAACGACAGGAACCAUUUUCAUUGUUUAUUCCAAAGCAUCGAGUGGCCGCUGGUCGUCUCAUUGAUAUUUUUAUGGGUUUAAGAACUAUAGAUGAUCUACAAAGUGUUGCUGUAUAUGCACGUGAUAGACUUAAUCCACUAUUAUUCAAUUAUGCUCUAUCAGUUGCUUUGUUACAUCGUCCGGACACUAAGAGUCUUAAUAUUCCGUCAUUAGUCGAAACCUUUCCAGACAAAUAUAUUGACUCGAAAGUUCUUAAUCAAAUUAGAGAGGAAACAAAUGUUGUAUCAGAAGGAUCACGUAUGCCAAUUAUAAUUCCUAGGGAUUACACAGCUUCAGAUCUUGAAGAGGAGCAUCGCUUAUGGUACUUCCGUGAAGAUAUGGGUAUUAAUAUACAUCAUUGGCAUUGGCAUUUGAUAUAUCCCUUUGAAUCAGCCAAUAGAGCUAUUGUUGACAAAGAUCGUCGUGGAGAAAUAUUUUAUUAUAUGCAUCAACAAAUAAUGGCUCGCUACAAUUUGGAGCGUUUUAGUAAUAAUUUAGCUAGAGUGAAACGCUUGAAUAAUUUUCGUGAUCCAAUCAAAGAAGGCUAUUUUCCGAAAAUGGAUUCCUUAGUGGCAAGCCGUGCAUAUCCACCUAGAAUGGAUAAUAGUGUUAUGAAGGACAUAAAUCGUGAAUUAGAUCAGCUUAAAUUGGAUGUUGGUGCAUUGGAAAGAUGGAGAGAUCGUUUUUAUGAAGCUAUUCACCAAGGAUUUAUUGUGGAUGAAAGCAACAACCGUAUUCCGUUAGAUGAAACUCGUGGCAUUGAUAUUCUUGGUAAUAUGAUGGAAUCUUCAAUUUUGUCACCGAAUCGUCAAUUAUAUGGUGAUUUACAUAAUAUGUUGCACGUGUUUCUUUCAUAUGUGCAUGAUCCCGAUCAUCGUUAUUUGGAAUCGUUUGGUACGGUGGGUGACUCAUCGACUUCUAUGAGAGAUCCAGCAUUUUAUCCUUUGCAUGCAUUUGUUGAUGACGUCUUCCAGGAACAUAAGGAAAGUUUGACCCCAUACACACAGCAGCAACUCGACUACCCCGGAAUUAAUGUAACUGGAAUACAAGUUCAACCUGAAGGAGGACAACCUAAUAUUCUGACAACAUUUUGGCAACAAUCUGAUAUUAAUCUAUCUCGUGGUAUGGAUUUUGUUCCACGUGGCAAUGUUUUUGCUAGAUUCACUCAUUUGCAACAUGAUCCAUUUACAUAUAAUAUCAAUAUUAACAAUGGUAGUGAUGCUCAGCGCUUUGGAACCGUUAGAAUAUUCUUAGGACCCAAACAAGAUGAACGUAACCAAGCAAUGUUAUACCGCGAUCAACGCUUAUUAAUGAUUGAAUUGGACAGAUUUGUUGUUCAAUUGCGCCCAGGACAAAAUACUAUUCGUCGCCGUUCAACUGAAUCAACUUUAACAAUACCGUUUGAGAGAACUUUCAGAAAUUUGGAUACAAAUCGUCCCGUUCAAGGAAGCGCAGAAGAGUUGGAGUUUAAUUUUUGUGGGUGUGGCUGGCCACAACAUAUGCUUAUACCUAAAGGCCGACCUGAAGGUUUACAGUGUGAAUUGUUUGUUAUGGUUUCAAAUUACGAUGAUGAUAGGGUUGACCAAGAUUUGGUUGGGCAAUGUUCAGAUGCUGCCAUAUAUUGUGGUGUUAGAGAUCGUCUUUACCCAGAUAAACGUCCAAUGGGUUUCCCAUUCGAUCGCUUGGCCCGUGCUGGUGUUGAUAGAUUGGAUCAAUUCUUAUAUGGAAAUAUGAGAACAGCUGACAUCGUAAUCCGCCAUAAUAACGUUACACAAAUGCGCCAACAAUAA
Molecule: messenger RNA, 2055 nt
Organism: Condylostylus longicornis
Lineage: Eukaryota; Metazoa; Arthropoda; Insecta; Diptera; Dolichopodidae
Product: phenoloxidase 2-like
Exons: 5
Coding region: 1-2055 (684 amino acids)
Molecular function (GO): oxidoreductase activity
Source: RefSeq, a predicted model, not a curated record